Molecule: messenger RNA, 629 nt
Organism: Laetiporus sulphureus 93-53
Lineage: Eukaryota; Fungi; Basidiomycota; Agaricomycetes; Polyporales; Laetiporaceae
Exons: 3
Coding region: 98-463 (121 amino acids)
Source: RefSeq, a predicted model, not a curated record
CGUUGCUGAGAUCAGCUCGUCCUAGAACGCUCAACCUCUAGCCCCUAAGAAGUCUAAUGCUAAGCCGGCACCUGCACCUGCACCGUUAAAGAAGCCCAUGAAGCCUGCGAAACCCGCCGCCGAGCCUGCGAAGAAGGGUAGCAAGACUGCAGUGCCUAAGGGUGCGACAUCGAAGGCGGCGAAGACUAAGGCACCGUCCAAGGUGGCUGCUGCAGCGAAGCCGGCGAAGAAGACGAGCAGCGCGAAGGCCGCCGCAAAGAAGCCCGCAGCGAAGGCGGCAGUAGCAAAAGCAGCAGCGAGCAAGUCGGCGAAGCCCGCGUCGAAAUAUGUUUCUCUUCCAAUGAUACCUCGGUCUGCUUCUGUAAUCUCCUGCCAAACGCCUGGAGUAUUGUGUAAGAGUAUUUCCAAGUCUGUAUUAUCCUGUAGGGCGUUAUGCUACGUAUCUUUAUACCUUCUGAUCUAAAUGUUUGUUGGUCGCGAAUAUAUACUGCCUGAAAUCACAUACGAUGCUCAACAGUGACGAGUUAUAGCAAGGGUGGCUAAGUAUGAACCUGGUUCAUUAUUCGGGCUGCGUCACGGCAGAGAUAUCUCAAAUACUAGAGGCCCUUUGAGCCAGCCUAGAAUACGAA